Messenger RNA from Penicillium psychrosexuale, 975 nucleotides. RefSeq names its product ankyrin repeat domain-containing protein. The transcript is spliced from 3 exons. Gene Ontology annotation, cellular component: cytoplasm; nucleus. NCBI's taxonomy places the organism in Eukaryota, Fungi, Ascomycota, Eurotiomycetes, Eurotiales, Aspergillaceae. Gene Ontology annotation, molecular function: protein binding. Bases 1 to 975 code for a protein of 324 amino acids. The record is from RefSeq and is a predicted model, not a curated record.
AUGAACUUGUCCAAGAAGAAGAACUAUGUCCAACAAAGGAGAAACAAAGGAAACCAGUCACUCCACGAAGCCGCAAAAAGCGGCGAUCUCGAAGCUGUCAAAAUACUUCUCGACAACGGAGCAGACAUCAACGUGGUAGACUCACUGGGCUCCUCGCCGCUUCACGCCGCAGCAGAGCAAGGCCACUGGGACAUCGCCCGACUCCUCCUAGAAAAGGGCAUGUCACCAUGGGCCCGAGAUGCCAACGAUGCACUCCCUAUCCACAACGCCGCAAAAGGCAGCCAUCUAGAGACAGCCCGACUGCUCCUUGAAUGCGACCGAGCGACAGGAAGUUCUUCCAACAAACGAGGCGAGACACCACUACACUUCGCUGCUGAAAGCGGAAACACAGAACUAGUUCAGCUCCUCCUAAGCUUCAACCCCUCGACAAAAUCCUCCUCCCGUGGCGAAACGGCCUUGCACCGCGCCGCUCAGAACGGUCACCCCGAAGUCUGCGAACUUCUCAUGCAAUACUAUGACGCCCAUAAGCCGGGCUGGAGACUUCGCAUGAUUGGCGUGACGGCGCAAGUUAAAAUGCAGGAUUGGUGCCAGCAUACGCCGCUGGUCUACGCUGCGAAAGAGGGACAUGCUGAUGUUGUUGAUGUCUUUCUUCGCAGUAAGAGGGUCUCGCCCAAAGCACGGGAUGGAUAUAAGGAGCUUCUCUUUCAUGAGGCUGUUGAGGCGGGGAAAUGCGAUGUUGUCCAGGUUUUUCUCGAUAAUGGCGUCCUCAUGGCUCGUCUUCUGCUUGAGAACGGUGCUUCCACUAAGAUUAAGGACUCCAUUGGGUAUACUGCUUCCCAGAGUAGCAGGGACGAGGAGGUGACUAUGCUUAUUCGGAAUUGGGCUGAUCAAGCUGCGGCUUCGGAUCCUAACGGUAAGAGAGUGUCGCGCCCUCCGAAGGUGGCGGUAGCUGCACCCCCAGAAUAUGUUGCAUGA